CGCCUACCUACUGCCCGUUGCUAGGUGGGUAGGUACCUUGGACAGGUAAGUAGGUAUUCUAGGAGCCCCUGCUGCGUCGGUGUCACCCACUGCCGUGAUCAUGGAUGGAACCUCGGUGGAAGUCCCUCUGUACAGCACAGCAGCCCACCUCCUUACUACCUCUCUCAGUCCACCUAGUCCCAUCCCGUCGAUAUUUUUCUGGAGCUCAGCGCAAAAGGACCCACGCCCGACCCGAUUGCACAUUGCACGAGCCUCACAACAUCGCAAAUCGACCCUUUUCUCCCAUCCACCCACCGCCCAUCUCUCCCGCUUUGUGCCCUUGUUCCUGAAGCUCCGUCUUUGCUUGGUCGUUACUAUUCCGAGCUCUAAUCCCAACCCAACAUGUCUUUCGGAGGCCAAACACCGACCAUCAUUGUCCUGAAAGAGGGCACCGAUACCUCGCAGGGCAAGCCCCAGAUCAUCUCCAACAUCAACGCCUGCCUUGCCGUCCAGGCCACCAUCAAGUCGACACUCGGUCCCUAUGGCGGUGACCUAUUAAUGGUGGAUGCCAACGGCAAGCAGACAAUCACAAACGAUGGCGCCACCGUCAUGAAGCUCCUCGACAUUGUCCACCCUGCUGCGCGAAUCCUCGUCGACAUUGCCCGGUCACAAGAUGCCGAAGUGGGUGACGGCACCACCUCGGUCGUCGUGCUUGCUGGCGAGAUCCUCAAGGAGGUCAAGGAACAUGUCGAACAGGGUGUCAGCUCACAGAUCAUCAUCAAGGGCCUCAGGAGGGCCUCCACCAUGGCCGUCAACAAGAUCAAGGAGAUUGCCAUCAACACCGCCGAGUCCAACCGCCGCGAGACCCUGAGCAAGCUGGCCGCCACCGCCAUGACCAGCAAGCUCAUCAAGAGAAACACCGACUUCUUCACAGAGAUGGUUGUCGAUGCCGUCCUCUCCCUCGACCAAGAAGACCUCAACGAAAAGUUAAUAGGCAUCAAGAAGAUCCCCGGCGGCUCCCUGACCGACUCGCUCUUCGUCAACGGUGUCGCCUUCAAGAAGACCUUCUCGUACGCCGGUUUCGAGCAACAGCCCAAGUCGUUCAAGAACCCCAAGAUCUGCUGCCUCAACGUCGAGCUUGAGCUCAAGGCCGAGAAGGACAACGCCGAGGUGCGCGUCGAGCAGGUUUCCGAGUACCAGGCCAUUGUCGACGCCGAGUGGCAAAUUAUCUACAAGAAGCUCGAGGCCGUGUACGCGACAGGCGCCAAGGUGGUGUUGUCCAAGCUGCCCAUCGGCGAUUUGGCCACCCAGUACUUUGCCGACCGCGACAUCUUCUGCGCCGGCCGUGUCACCUCGGAGGAUAUGGAGCGCGUCGUCCAGGCCACCGGCGCCACCGUCCAGAGCACCUGCUCCGACAUCCUGCCCGAGCACCUCGGCACCUGCGGCACCUUUGAGGAGCGCCAGAUCGGCGGCGAGCGCUUCAACUUCUUCGAGGACUGCCCGUCGGCCAAGACGUGCACGCUCGUCCUGCGCGGCGGCGCCGAGCAGUUCAUCGCCGAGGUUGAGCGCUCCCUGCACGACGCCAUCAUGAUCGUCAAGCGCGCCAUUCGCAACAAGACCAUUGUCGGCGGCGGCGGUGCCGUCGAGAUGGAGGUUUCCGCCUACCUGCACCGCUUCGCCGAUCGCGACGUUGCCCACAAGCAGCAGGCCAUCAUCAAGUCCUUCGCCAAGGCCCUCGAGAUCAUUCCCCGUCAGCUCUGCGACAACGCCGGCUUUGACGCCACCGACAUUCUCAACAAGCUCCGCGUCGAGCACCGCAAGGGCAACACGUGGGCCGGUGUCGACUUUACGAACGAGGGCGUCUGCGACAUGAUGGAGCGUUUCGUCUGGGAGCCUGCGCUCAUCAAGAUCAACGCCCUCCAGGCCGCCACGGAGGCAGCUUGCCUGAUUCUCGGUGUGGAUGAGACCAUCAGGAACGAGGAGAGCCAGGCGCCACAGGCUCCUGGCCAGAAACUGCCGCCCGGUGCGGCCCAGAGGGCUUUGAGGGGAAGAGGCCGCGGCAUGCCUAGGCGGUAGAUGGGGGGCGGACAAAAGAGAGAAGUCAUGUCAAGUUAAAGAUGAUAACAAAACGUAAUUUAGAUGGCAUAGUGUGGGGAAUAUACCUGUACGAAGAUUCUGUCAAGCUGUUUUUGGGCAUUUGUCGGCGGUUGGCUGAUGAUUCAGGUGACAUGAUGAGCCCACUGCCCGGUGCUGGCCAUGGGCUAUUUUAGUGCAUUUCUCUGUGUCUCCCUCUUCGGUGAUUCUGUAAGGUUGUGAUCAAUGUCAAAAGUCUUGGCAAAUGUGUUUCGAAAAACAAAGCUGUUCUGUAUUCUGUAUGUAGGUACUCUACACUAUUGAUGCGUUUCUCGUGUAUAGGUACUGAAAGCAUUGGAAGAAUUCUCCCAUAUCAGAAUCAACGCUGGCAGCGAGCGAGAGUCUGCACAACGAU
Messenger RNA from Neurospora crassa OR74A, 2467 nucleotides. Its product is annotated as T-complex protein 1 subunit beta. The transcript has 3 exons. The record is from RefSeq and is a predicted model, not a curated record. Lineage: Eukaryota; Fungi; Ascomycota; Sordariomycetes; Sordariales; Sordariaceae. Bases 382 to 2055 code for a protein of 557 amino acids. Gene Ontology annotation, biological process: protein folding. Gene Ontology annotation, molecular function: ATP-dependent protein folding chaperone; ATP hydrolysis activity; ATP binding. Gene Ontology annotation, cellular component: chaperonin-containing T-complex.